CCAAAAUGGCCUACGUUAACGUGGCCGAGUGGAAACCUGAUCAAGUUACAGAAUGGCUAAAGGGACUCGAUUCCUGUUUACUCACAUACAUGCAUGCCUUCCUUAACAAUUUGGUUGAUGGGCAGCAGCUUUUGAGCUUCGGACCUAAUGAUUUAGAACACUUAGGUGUGCAUAAAAUUGGACAUCAAGAGAUAAUACUGGAAGGAAUAGAACAUCUAAGAAAUAUACAUUAUGAACUAGAUCGAGAAAACCUACAAUUACAUGCUAUGAGGUUGUCUUGCCUUGCACACAGCCUUCACAACGAACUUUGCCACAGUCACACCGAUACCCAGCAGCUGUCCACGCAGAUCAUAGCUGAUAUUUCUACGAUUGUCACCGUCGUUAAGCCUUUAAUAGCUUGGUUGGACAGGCCAGGUUUCUGCGGAGAAUCAGAAUAUGAAAAUGCUCGUAAGGAAGUAUUGCGGUUGGCCUUACGGAUGGCCACUUGCGGUCAGCGUGAUAGGUUUGUCGAGACUCCUGUUUCCGAUAUGAAGACAGCUUCUGCUCAGUUAGCGAAGUUGGCAGACAACAUUGUGCAGGACAUGUCGGAUCCUCUCAUCCUUCAGCCUGCCUCCCUUGACUUAGCGACUAUCAAGAAAAGGUCUUCGGAUGAUUUGGGUUUUUAUAUUGUUCCACCGUUCCGAGGUAUUCAUAAAAUUAGCGAUAUCAAAUUGAACAGCGCAGCUCAUCAGAGUGGCAAAAUUGAACCUGGUGAUGAAAUUAUUCAGAUAAAUUACCAGACUGUGGUUGGAUGGUCAGUUAAAGAAGUUAUGAGCCUAUUUGCCGAAUCCCCUACAGAAGUUUUGCUCACAUUGAAGAAGCGACCUCGUCAUACAAAAAUUUAUGGGCAGAUUUACGUCAAACCAUAUCGGCUGCCGUCUAAGAAAAGGGCCAUCCACCAGGCUCAUACUGCUGACAUUUUAUCUAGGAUUCACUACCGUAUUCCUAUUCACAGUUUGAAGAUUCCUAUUUCCAAUGAAAAGAAGAAAGAGACGAAGAAAAGAGAUGAAGAGGAGGGCGGAAGAGGUGAAACAAGCUCAGAUGAUGAGGUCGUCACCGUCCAGCACAAUCUUGUCGUUCCGAGCAAGCCUGUUCAUCGGAGAGCCACCAUCACUGGAGCGAGUCCACUCAGCAAGCGCCCACCGUUUGAUAUUCAUGAGUUAUGGCAUGAAAUGAAGCUAGAAAAAGAAAGUUCUACAAAGCAGAGUACAACAAGCGUAGUUGACUUUGAGGAAAGACUGUCUUCGUCAGCUAGACAAACAGAGGCGCCAACUCCACCAUCAGAGCAACAGCAGCCGGAAUCCAAUCUUGAAACGAUGACCAUCAAGCAAAAAAUAGAAAUGUUUUCAAGAGAAAAUGAGAGGACAGAAAGGAAAAAGGUCACACCCCCAUCGACGCAUCCCAUAAAACCGCAAAUCAGAAUCAACAGCGAACCCAUCUUCGACAUGAAAGUUAUAUCCGAAGUCGCGAAACUCAGUGAAAAGCCUACCCCAAACCGUGUAGCCAUUCCUAACUUUUGCUUGGAGAACAAAAGGAACAAUCUUUUAAGAACAGUGAAUAACUUAGAUAAAAGGGAAUCUAAAGAUAUUUUACAGCUGUCUGAAAAAAGAAAUGAAAUAGAGAAGAACAUAAAAGUAGAUAACUUUGCUAAUGAAAUACAUAAUGAAAAACUCAGAUAUGAAGUUCCAGAUGUUGUCGCUACUGACAGUGAAGAACAUGGUAAAAUUGUACAGACUAUUAACAGGCACCUACUUAUGAAUAAACUUAGCGACGAUUCUGAUAUUCACGAUUAUCCAUGCUAUAAACCGAAACAGAACAACAGUUCAAGCAACUCCUUACCUCUACAUGGAAAAUCUAAGGUGGAAAACUAUGAACGAAAAAUGACACAUUCCUUACCGACUAGGGGGAAGGUAGAAAGCGAUUCGGAUCUCUCUCAGACUAUCUCGAAAGUGAUCCUAGACAGUAGCGAAAAAAUUGUUCUUAGUCGAAGUAAAAUAACUACGCCUACUGCAGCAGAACAGAAACAGUUCAUGAAAAUGAAACAGCAGAGUAUUUUUUAUAAUAAAAGUUACAGUAGUGAAAGUUUAGAUAAGGCCUACGGCGACAGAGGAGACCCGGAGGUGACAGCGUUCAAGUACGGCUCCCUUCAGCAAGACAGGAGUCACAACAGGGACUCCCUCGACAGAGGAGCUAGUCCCCCGGUACCACCUCCACGGCCGAGCCUCAACAAGCCGUCCAACGCCUGCUACAGGGCUGCCAUCAUAGCUGCCAGGGCGCUCGGAAAGGCCUCUCCAAAGGCACAAAGGAAGAAGCAUCCAUCCCUCGCGAAGGGUAGAAACGUGACUAUUAAAGAAUUCAGUGCUGUCGAAUGUGAAGGGUGGUUGUUGCAAAGAUGUAGGAAAGGAUCGGCUACGUGGAAUAAGCGCUGGUGCCUAAUACACGCUAACACGCUCUACACCUUUCAUUCCAAACAGAGUACAAAAGCAGAAACACUGGUUUGUUUGCCUGGUUUUACAGCUGCACCAGCGGAAGAGGUGAAGAGUAGACCUUUUGCCUUCAAAGUUUACCACACGGGGACAAUGUUUUACUUUGCUGCGGAGACAAAUUUUGAGCUGUCCGUUUGGCUAGAUGCCAUUACAACUUCGACGCUUGCUCCAAAUCCAAAUGCUCAAGCGAUAGUCUACAGUGAAAGUGAAGGUGAGGAUAUUACUACAAAGAAAGUUCCCACACCUGCUCCUCGACCUCCUAGUAGCGACUCCACUAGCAGCCGGAUGUUUGGUUCGUUAAAGAAGCUGGGCUCAGGCGGGAGCUCCAACAGCAGCACCACGAGCCCCGCGGGGGGCGCUGCGGCAGGGAGCGGCGGCAGCAGCCUGGACCGCAAGUGCCUGCGACUGCUCGGCCCCGGGCCGCUGCCUGUCCCGACAGCCCAGUACCGCAGCUACCGCAGGGUCCACAACGCCGCCCCCAUCCCACCCUCUCCGACUCACCACCAGCACCAAACUUCCGUCCCUAUGAGCAAUAGCUGCCACGACAUGAGUGAAUCGGAGAUGCCUGGUGACAUGGCUGACUAUAGGCUGACUGCUAGGUCGACUCCUCCCGUCCCAAGAAGAAGAACUGUUGUUCGACUUCCAGAAAUAAGGGCACCACCGACACCAACUACUAGCGGAAUACAUCACCAGCAACCAAAUUUUGAGGAUCAUACAAGAAGAGUGGACGAACUACCUCCGAGCCCAGGCGACAUACCUUCUCCCUCUCGACAAUACCAUCCGGAUGGAAGUGAUUGGGUUGAUUCAUUGAGAAAAGCUCAGGCCUUUAGGAAGAAAAUUAAAAUGAAGAAGCCUCAUAUAAAUCCUCCUAAUUCUUAUUUUAAUAAUCAAUGUCGCCAACCAGAACACCCGCAGCAGUUCAGGUCACAGAGGACUCACGAAGAUCCGGGAAACCACCAACAAUCUGUGGACUAUCCCGGCCUCGAGUACCCUCCAGUCUUCGAACCAGGGACUUACACCUUGGACACGUCGUCGUUACUCGUCUCGGCCAGGCACCAUCACCAGCGUCGUAACAUCGAUUCGCACCACAACUGACUGCACAGUUGACACUGUAGCGAUUGCCUCGUUAUGGACACUUUGGAAUGUUUUUCCAUCUUAUUUAUUAGUUAUUUUAUUUUAUUUAUUUAUUUUUUAAACAAGUUUAGAAAUAAUGAAAGAUACUAUAUUCUUGAAUGAUAUAGGUUAUUUGAAAUCAUAGCUGGUGCCUUGUGCAAACUUAAAAUACUCAUAUAAAUACUAUUAUUUUAAUUUUAUAGGUUUAAAAAAACCUAUUACUAGAACAAUAAUUUUAAUCUAGUUAUGCAUUGCUGCCAUAGUUAAACAUUAAAAUAUCCUUUUAUGAGUUUUACUUUUUCUAAAAAAAAGAAAUGUUUCCACUUUCCAUUUUAUCAUGCCUCGAUGGCAGAAAUUAAAAUUUGAUUAUGUUUUGUUGGUUCCUCUUACAAUAAUGAAUCUGUUAGCCCUUACACGUUCUUAUUUUGAAAAUUUUAAAUACAUUUUUAAGAAACAGUGUUAGACUGCUGAUGUUUUUUUUUUUUUAAUUAAAAUUUGUUUUUCUAUAAAGAAAUAGAGUAAAACUCGAAUACAGAAAAAUGUAAUAAUUUUGAAGACUAUAUUUGCUUGAAUACAGGUUGAUCUUAAAUAUAAGUCAACCAACAUUUUGAAAAUAAUUUUUCUAGGGAGAAAAAUUAAACUUCUGACUAGAAAUUAAUUUACAAAUUUGAUUGACAUAACUCAAAAAGAAUCAAGGUUGUUUUAAUUAAAUACUACAUAAAUAAAUAAAAUAGAAUUUUAAUAUUAUUAUGUCAUUAAUAUAUCCAUUUCUGUUAGACAGAUGUUUUUUUAUUUUAAUCUUUUUCUAAAAAAUUUAUUAUAAAGAUUAUUUCUGGCCAAACCAUGUCACUUUCAAUAAAUAAAUUAAAUUUAAAAAAAAAAUAGAUUAUCAAAAAUAUUUUCAAAAAGUAAACAAUAGUAAAACAAAUCUUAACACACCUUCAUCCGGAAUUUGUUUGCACUGCCAUUUACAUCUCCUUAUCUCUAUUUGGUAAAAAUUAGAAGUAAAAUUAAGGUCAGAGAUAAACAAAAGUAACUUACAGGCAUUGAUAACCUUGAAGUUUUACGCCUUGAAGCCAAACUGACAAACAAGAAUCAAUUAUUUUAUUUUCUUAAUUUUCGUCAUUUGACUGUUGGUGAUUAUUUGCUAAAUGAAAUAUUUUUGUCCUACGGAUGAAUGAAUGUGUGUUAAGAUAUAAGAAAAAAAUGAGAAGUUGAGAAAAAUAGUAAAAGUUAAAUUCCUUUGAUGUAUACGAGAAAAUUCUUAACUAUAAUAGGAAAAAUAAAUAUAUUAAUAAUAAUAAUAUAAAAAAUUAUGUUUUAAAAAAAAAUUUAAAUAACUCAUCUGUUUAAUUUAUUUUAGGAUGCUUUCCAAGUUACAAUUAGGUUUGCUUAAACUUAUUACCAAUUCAUUUAAUAUUCUCAAAUCUUAAUUUUAAAUGCACCGUUUUAUGUCAAUUAUUUUCCUGUUUUAAUUUUAUGCGACAACCAUUUUCAAUCUCAAGUUUCAGUUUAAAUAUAUUUAUCAUCCCUGAUCUCGUUUUAAAUAGAUUUUUCUCAUUUUCCGUUUUCAAACUGAAUGAUAAUAAUAAUAAUUCUUUAUUUAUUCUGUGACGAGUCCGUUUAAAAUAUUACAGAAAGACAGAAAUGUGGGCUAAGGGGCCUCAGAGAUGCAUAAAUAAAAAUACAAAGUAAUUAAAUAGGCAUAAUAGAAAAAAAUUAUAAGUUACUUUCUAACUUUAAUCAGUUAAUAAUAAGAAAUAAAAAAAUUAAAAACAUGAAGUAAAAAUGAUUAAGAACUAUUUAAUAAUUUAUAUACAUAUUUACAAUAAUAUAUAUUUAAAAUUUUAUGGGAACUGGAAGGAUAAGAAAUGAUUGAACAGGCGGGAUUUAAAGGUAGGGAGGGUAUUGGAUUGACGGAUGUAGGAAGGAAUGGAGUUCCACAGGGAUGAGGAUCGGAUAAUGAAUGAUCUGUCGACAGCAUCGGUUCAGUGGGCCCUUGUGUAUAAAUCAGAAGAUCGGGAACGAGUAUUGCGGAAGCGAACAGAGGAUUUGAAUUGAAGGAGCUCGGAAACGUAUAAAGGAUGGUGGAAUCAGAUGAUUUGAAAGAAAAAGGAUGCUAGGAAAUACAAUGGUAGGAAGGAUAAAACCAUUUCAACUGAGCAUAAAAACAGGAAACAGAGGCGUCCCUUGGGAUCCUGAAGAUGAAUUGUACAAAGCAAUUUAUCAAACGUUUUAGCUUCACCACGAGAUCCCCUAAGACGCCCCCAUAUACCGUACAGCAAUAGUCAAAGUGGGGAAAAAUUAAGGAAGUGACUAGGACCCUAUCCGUUUCAAGGGGAAAUAGGUGAUGGGAGUAAUUUAGACGUUUUAAGAUGGAAAUGGUACAGUGGGAGAUAUUGGAUAUAUGGUUUUUCCAGGAAAGCGUUUGAUCAAAGGUUUUUGAUAGAGGGAUAAAAUUUAAUGGGAUUGUCAUGUAGGAACAGAGUUGGAAUAUUAGGAACAGUUUUAAGGAAUUAUUUAUUGCUUAUUAUUAAUAUAAAGUUCAUUAAGUCUCUCUUUUCACAUCAAAAAUGUAGAAAUGAUAACAAACUAGAAAGUGAACCUGAAAAAAAGUCCAAGCCGUCUUUUACCUUAAAAGAAUAUAAGAAACAUUCUCAACCUAUAUUCAGACAAAUAUGAUAUUUUUCAGCAAAAACUAAAAUCCUAAAAGUUGUAUUUGAUCAAUCACUUUUCAAUGUUUCAUCUGUUUCGAAAAAAAACUACUUAAUUAUAUUAUUUAAUAUAAUGUUAAAAUUAAACUAAUCAAUUUGAUCAAACAUACAUUAUUUGUGUGUCCAACCACUUUUAUGCUUGUAAGAUAAUUGCUCAAAAUAUAUUGAUACGGAAUACCUAAUGUACGUUUUGAAUAUACAUAUCUUGUAGAAGCUGUUCUGUAAAAACAUAUUAUUUUGAAAAAAAUAAUUAUGGGCUGUUUUUUUUAAAAAGUAAAAGAAUUUUAUACGAUUUAUUAGAGGAUAUCGAUGCUCUUAUUUUUUAUACUCCUUCAAUUUUGUAUUAAAUUAAAAAAAUAAAUAAUUUAAAAAAAGCAAUCCCUGCAACCGUGUGCCUUAAAAAUAUAGAUCAUUGAAUAACUGUAACUUGACUGAAAUCUAAAAUAAUUUUGUAUAACCUUAAUCCAGCUGUAAGUAGUACCGGUUAGUAUUUAGAAAAUGGCCAAGUUUCUUAAUUCAGCGCUAAUUCCUUUGAGAGGAUCCACUAAUUGAUCGAAGUGGUUUAUGGUGGGUUUAGUAGCGAUCUGUUUUUCAUCUGGAAAGUUGCAAACUAUGUUUUUAGUUUUUGUAAUUACUUUAAUAAUUCUUUCAGCAAUGAACUUUUGUUAGUGUAAUUUAUAAAUUAACAGUCUUGGCAUUUGAAAAUUGACAAUUUUGUUAUAUAGAAUGUUAGAAGUCAUAAUAUAUUACUCACCUGAAAUUAUUCUUAUACUUAGAGUUUCUCUUUUUUAAAUUUAUUCUGAAUUAAACUCUUUUAUCGUUUUAUGUAUUAAGCUAACAGUAAUAUUUUUAAUUUUGGAUAAACAUUUAUCAAAAAAAAACAAAUCAGAUUCAAUGAAAUAUAUAUAUAUUAGGAAAUACCUAACUAAUUUUAAAACUAGGAAAUAUCAUUGAACUUAUAAUUAGGUUACACCCUUGGCUUAUUGGUGAUUUAAAUAACGAGUAAAAAUAUAUCAUAUCCAUCGAUAAGUUAGAAAUUUGGCUGAAUAUUAUAAAAUUUAUUUAAUGAAAUUAUAUAUAUAUGUUUUUACAACACUAUUAUUAUUCAUUUUUACAGCAAUCUUGACAUAGUGAUUUAACUUAGUUAGCAAUAUUCCAUUUCUCACUCGAGAUCUUAUUAAAAAAAAUUAUAAUUUGUAGCCGCUUUCUUGUCUAUAAUUAUUUUUGUUCUGAUGAGUGUGUACAUAUAUAUUUUAUAGAUAAAUAACAAUCAGAACAAUUUUAAUUGUAUAAUUUUUAUAUUUGGUGUUUGUGAAGAAGAAUCGUGUACGUAUAUUUUGUUAAAAGUUUAGCUUUGAUAUUUAUAUUAUAAUUAUUGAUAAUUUUAAGUAUCGUCCGCCGAUUGUAGUUUCGUAUUGAUAGUAUAUGGUGGUUAUUGUGGAAUAUUGUUGAUUCAGUGUGAUAGUAGAUAAUUGUUGCUUAAAUUAAGUGAGUUAGGCUGUUUCGUUAUCAUCGUUCAAAGCUUAUUGGUUAGGUACCUCUGUGGACUGUUGCCUCAUUUAGUAUUUUACACAUGUCGUAUUGAAAUAAUUUAUUUAUUAAUUACCUCAAGGACAGAAAAAAAAAAAUGGUCAUUUAUUGUACCUAAAAUUAUCUCAGUAAACAUUUUUGUUAAAUUUGUUUGCCCUAUGUCUCGGAAAAGUUGGACUUAUUAAAGCUUAAUUAUAUUACUUUGAUUACUUUACCUUAGCUUAUUUCUUUAUUUAUCUUUGAAGAUAAUGUAAUUUUUUUUCAAACGAGUAUAUAGAAUAUUCUGUGAGAUGUUCAAGUUCUACCAUCAAAGUUUUUGAGUAGGCACAUUUUUACAGGUUAUAAAUUUUAGUGAGAACCAUAUCUUCAUGAAAUUUCAAUUUGGGAGAAUUUUAAAAUUAUGAAAACAUGAAACAGGCUGCAGCAAGUACAAUUGUGAAUAAACUACAAUUUUUAUAUUUCAGCUUUUGCUAAUACCAUAUUUAAGAACAGGAGAGCAAUGAAAUUUCUUGGGAGAGAUAGGGGAGGAGAUAAUGGGUAUUAGCAAUUUCACAGACCUAUCUCGACCUUCUCGUUCUGGUUAGAAUAAAUUGCUUAUACAUUUUUUUUUUUUAAAUAUAUUACAAUCUGUCUCAGGGACAUUAAUAAUAGUGUUCACAGAUCACAUUCACACUCUAUGUACAGUAAAUAAAAUAAAUUAUACAGAAAAAUAAUAUAUAUACAGCUUAUACAUUUAGAAUAAUUCUUCUCUUUCCCACAUGCCAGAAAAAGUUAAGUUGGUAGAAAAAAAAAAAUAAGUCUUUUAAAACAUUCCAGAUACUUGUUUGAAAAUAAUUAGAUUGUCUGUAAAACUAAAUGAAAAUAAUUUAAAAAAAAAAAAAAAAAAUCGGUCCAAUAAAAAAUGUACUGAUACAAAGUUUUAAUUUUUACGAAGUUUUGGAACUUUUUAAGGAAUAGAUUUUAGGCGAGUUUCAUCAAAAACAUUUGACUUAUUUUACACUACAGUCUAAAACAGAUUUGUUGGCUAUCGGAAAGCAUAGUGUUCAAUUUGAUACAUAAUGGUCAGGGGCAAAUAUCCUACAAAACAGAAACAAAAUGAACGAAACCGGUCCACCUGUUCAUGAAAUAAUUGCGGUACAAACUUAUAUUAUACACCUUUUUUUUUUUCUUAAAUGGUUCUAAAAUGUUCUGUUGAAAAUGGCCUACCAAAGAUUUGAUCCUACUACAAUACUUUGUUUUAAUUUUUAAUAUGUAUUUUUUUUUUUUUUUUUUUUUUUUUGUCCUUGAGUGUAUUAUAUCAAUUAACAUUAACCAAGAAACUAUGAUCUUUAUUUUACUUAUUUUUUCACUAACGAAACUGCAUCUAGUCUUCUAAUUCAUGUAGCUUCCAUAUAUGAAGAAUAUAAGUUAAUAAAUAUAUUUUUAAAAAUUAAUAGAUUGCAAUAUCUGUAUGGAGGAUUAUGAAAGAACGUUAACAUGCCAAAGCACACUUGAUAAUAAAUGUUUUGUGAUACUCAACAUUGUGAUAUAUUUAAAAUUAUAUAUUGCUCUGCUAUUUAUUAUAAAAGCUACAUUCAUGUCAAGUUCAAAUAUUAUGUUAAUACAAUAAUCAAAUAUAUUGCCGUUUUUCUUUACAGUAUGGCAAGUAUCGACUUUUUUUUUAAACUUUGAUUUCUCAAAGUAGUGAAAAUUAAAAAUCAAUCUUAUUUUAGUGAAUAAUUAAGUUUUUAUGUUUUGUGAUGAAUAUGGCCCAGAUUUAUAUACAAUAAAACUCCUAAAAUAUUCAAAUACACUAAUAUUCGUACAAAAUGUUUUUUUGUUUAAACCAAAAUAAUUAAAACAUAAUAUAAUAAAUAGAAAUAGAAAAUUAAAGUAUAUAUUUAUUAAUGGUCAAAAAGAAACUAAAAUAUUAAAGUCUUUUAAAGUUCCAAUCAAUAACUAACAAAAAUGUGUAUACAUAAUUGUAUAUAAAAAAUUAUAUGAUUAAUUGAUAAUAUUUACAAAACAAGUUAAAUAAAUGCAAAUUAAUAUAAAAAUAGUUAAAACAAAGUAGUACAAACUUUAUAACGCAAUUCGCAAUUAGCAAUAAAAGAAUACCAGUAAUGUUUUUAAUUAAAAAUCAAUUGACAAUUUGAAAAAAAUUAAUAAAUAAAACUCUUGGAUUAGAAAUUAGUAAGUGACACAAUCUGACCAAAAUUUAUGAAUGAAUUUCUAAAGACAGUUUCUUUCAUUAUAAGAAAGUAACCUCAUUAGUUGUUAUUUAUUGAUUUAAAAUCAAACUACAAUUGUUUUAUGGAAUUUCAUCUUUAUUGUUCCAUUUUAAUUUAUUAUCAAAUUUACAAUAUAAUAUUUAAUGUGGAUACAUUGAUUCGUGUAGAUAUUUGAUCAGUAGUUUAAAAACUGAAUGCAAACAAAAUAUUCAAUCACUUAAAAAUCUGUGCCUUGGUGAUCACAAUAAUCAGUGAUCACUUGGGAUAGUAUGGUCAUGUAAGCCAAUCGGAUUUUUUUAUUAAAUCGUAAAGUUUAAAAGAAUUUUCAUGUGGUUGACGUUUCAGAGUUUCUUUUUUUGAAAAAAACAUACAAUCAAUCAUAUUGUACAUUACGUAUGUAGUAAAAUUUAUAACUAUUUAUGGAACUUGUCAGUUAGUCGGGCGGGACGGACUGCUAUCUGCCAAUAUUUAUAACCUCAACACUGAUAAGCCUUCUCGUAAUUCAUAUCUUGGUAUUCAUAUUUAUUGUAUUAUAUUCGUAUUAAUGAAAUUGUAAACAAAAACAAAUGUAAUAAUAAAAAAAUAUUUUUAUUUUACAAUAUAUAUAUUAAAUUUAUAUAUAUAUAUAUAAAUUUUAAAGCCAUUAAAAAUGAAAUCCUUGACCCUUUUGACCACGUUCCUUUCCUUAUUGAAACUUUUAUGUUACAAAUGCCUACAACCAACAGCAUCUCCAUUUCGCGUCCCUGUCUAACUUCAUUUGAUUACCUUGUUCACACAAUUUCACGUUUGCAAUUAUCCCAACGUUUUGAAAAUAUUCAAUAGCCUGUUCUUCUGAAGACGGUUAUUCCCAGAAUGUAGCAAGAUCCAUAAUUUGAUGUAAAUAACACAAACGGGCUAAAAAUAAAGAAUUUAAUAACUGAAAGGUUUGGGGAGAUAAGAAGAGGGAGGUUAUGUGACAAAACUAGAUAACAAGGGAGGUUUCAUCCUGCCAGACUAAUGGACAAGUAACCUAUUUAUCUCACAUAUUUCACUGAUGCUUAGUAAUGAUUUUUUUAAGUUGUCUUCGUGCUUAAAUUUCGGCCUAGGUUUCAGACUUUAUAAAAACAUUAUGAUAAUAUGAAAGAGAAAGAAAAAAUUAGUAAGAACAAAAUAUAACAUGGUAUAAAAAAUAGUAUGUUAUCUCGACUAAUAAAUAGUUACAGAUAAUGAUGGAGAAAUGGUUGACCGUUGAUAUAAUAUGAGAAGGAGUUAGUUGGGGGUGCGGUCAAAUAAAUACUAAAUUAAAAUAUAGUAAUUAUUUAAUUAGUUGUCGACGUUUCGACCCACUUUGCAGGUCGUCUUCAGGGCGUAGUAUGUAGCACUGCGGAAGGCAGUUGAAACACUAUGUCUUUAUUCCUAGUAUUUGUUUUUGCUAACCAUUUCCUGUUUAAUUUUUUGUCGAGUUUGAAAAAAAAAAGUCGUACGUGCUGUAUAUAAUAGCUAUGAAAGCCUUCAUUUAUUGACCAUAGCAAUGUGGUAUCUUACUGUAUUUUAUAGCUAAAGGUGAUAUUUAAUAAAUAUAUAAUUAAAAUGAUUGUAGCUAAUAGUAGUCAGUGUAAAUAUAUGUAUUUUGUCCUUAUGUACAGUAUAUUUAUUUUAUUCUUGCCACAAUAUAUAACUUUUUUAUGUCUAUUAAUGUUAGAAUUAUGAUAAUUUCUUUAUAGCUAUUUUGUAAAUAAAAUGCAUUUUUUUAAAAUAUGAUUUAUAAUUUUAAUAUAUACUGUUAUAAUUAUAUUUUUUAUUUAGUCUUUGUAAUAAUUUUUAUUUAAAUUGUAAUCAUGUGCCUUGUGGGAAAAACUGCUUUGGUGAAUGUGCGAAAGUUAAAAAAUUUUAUAAUAUUUGAUUUAAUCUGAAUUGAUUCAAAUAGAUCAAAAUUAGUUUUACAAACUAUGCAUGGACAUAGUUUUUUUAUUUGUUUCUUUUUAAUUUAUUAUGUUGUUUAUUUAUUUUUUCAAUAUAUUUUUAUAAAUGUUUUUUAAAUCUGUGUUAA
Nezara viridula (southern green stink bug) is the source of this 12121-nucleotide messenger RNA. The record is from the annotation of a GenBank genome assembly. Lineage: Eukaryota; Metazoa; Arthropoda; Insecta; Hemiptera; Pentatomidae.